Messenger RNA from Tachyglossus aculeatus (Australian echidna), 4356 nucleotides. RefSeq names its product ALG13 UDP-N-acetylglucosaminyltransferase subunit (gene ALG13). The transcript has 31 exons. Lineage: Eukaryota; Metazoa; Chordata; Mammalia; Monotremata; Tachyglossidae. Bases 8 to 3721 code for a protein of 1237 amino acids. Gene Ontology annotation, molecular function: hexosyltransferase activity. Gene Ontology annotation, biological process: dolichol-linked oligosaccharide biosynthetic process. The record is from RefSeq and is a predicted model, not a curated record.
AGGCGCCAUGAGGUCGGUGUUCGUGACGGUGGGGACCACUCGUUUCGAUGAGCUCGUCGCCUGCCUGUCCGCCAUUGAAGGCGUCCGGACGAUUGAGGAUCUGGGCUACAGGCGGCUCGUCUUGCAGAUUGGGAAAGGGACAGUGGCUCCCGAGCCCUUCGCUUCGGCCGAGUUCACCCUGGAGGUUUACAGGUACAAGGACUCGCUGAAAGAAGACAUUCAGAAAGCCGACCUCGUCAUUAGUCACGCAGGUGCAGGGAGCUGUUUGGAGAUCCUCGAGGCGAAGAAACCUUUAGUGGUGGUUAUAAAUGACAAGCUGAUGGACAACCACCAGUUGGAGCUGGCCCAGAAACUGCACCAAGAGGGGCAUCUCUUCUACUGCACUUGCAGUACACUUCUGGAGACUCUGAAGACAAUGGACUCGUCAACCCUGAAGAGUUUUCCUGCCGGCCAGCCGGAAAAAUUUUCCGCCUUCCUGGAUGAGGUAGUUGGAUUUCACAGAUGUGGGCGGGGCUACGGGUCGCGUGCCGCUAAGAGGGCGGGGCCAGUCGCCCUCGUGCACCUGGAGUGGGCGGGGCUAAGGGCCUGCGUGCGUCAGGUGGGCGUGGUUACGGUGGGCGGGGCCAAGGCCCCGCGUGCCUCAAGUGGGCGUGGCUACGGGUCGCGCACCACCAGGUGGGCGGGGCCAGUCACCCUCGUGCACCUGGAGUGGGCGGGGCUAAGGGCCUGCGUGCGUACGGUGGGCGUGGCUACGGAGCGGGCGGGGCUAGACGCUCUCGUCACCGAUGUGGGCGGGGCUAAGGGCCCGCGCGCCAAUAGGAAGGCGGGGCUAGCCGCUCGCGCGCCGCCGGGGGGCGGGGCCAGACGCCCUCGCGCCCGCGGAGUGGGCGGGGCCAAGUCUGUGUCCCUUGGUCCCCCGCAUCUCCCUCCCGCGCCUUUCCCGCCCUCUCUCCGUGCCCCCGCACCCCCAUUUUCCGUCGGUCUCCCUCACCUGCCCCGCGGCAAGAUGCAGAAGGGCUGGAAAAAGUAUUUCGGCCAGAAGUCCCCGAACGAGGUGGCCAUGGACGACUACCUGGCCACUUUGGGCCUGUACCGCAAGCUGACGGCCAAGGAUGCCUCCUGUCUCUUCAGGGCCAUUUCGGAGCAGCUGUUCUGCUGCCAGAUCCAUCACAUGGAAGUCAGGAAGGCCUGUGUGUCGUUUAUGAAGGAAAACCAACAUGACUUUCAGUGUUAUGUAGAAGGAUCUUUUGAAAAAUACCUGGAACGUCUGGGAGAUCCAAAGGAAAGUGCUGGUCAACUGGAAAUCAGAGCUCUUUCUCUAAUCUAUAAUCGUGACUUCAUUCUGUACCGAUACCCUGGAAAACCUCCAACCUACGCCACAGAUAAUGGUUGUGGAGAUAAGAUUCUCCUCUGUUGUUCCAGUAAUGGCCAUUACGACUCUGUGUACACCAAACAAUUUCAAACAGAUGCAGCUAUCUGCCAAGCUGUGCUCUAUGAGAUUCUGUAUAAAGAUGUAUUUGAUGUGGAUGAAGAAGAGCUGAAAACAGCCCUGGAGACAUUCCGGAAUGGGGCCAAGAAAAACAGAAACAGUGCCUCCACGGGAAGUGAGGAUGCCUUCACUGACAGUAAAAAUUCACCUGAAAACAGGUUGGAAGAUUGGGGAUGCAGCAGCACUGUUGAGAACGUGCCUGACAAAUACAAACAAGGAGCAGAAGCAAAGCUUCCUGAAAAUCCAACAAAGAUGCAUUUCCCUUUUAAAGUGCUUAAAGCUCUGGACCCGGAGAUCUAUCGAAAUGUUGAGUUCGAUGUUUGGUUGGACAGCAGGAAAGAACUUCAAAAAACUGAAUACAUGGUGUUUGCUGGGAGACAGUACUAUUUAGGAGACAAGUGUCAGGUGCGCUUGGAGCCAGCGGGCAGGUACUACAAUGCACACAUUCAGGAAGUUGGGAGUGACAACAAUUCAGCCACUGUCUUCAUUGAGGAGCUGGCAGAAAAGCAUGUUGUUCCCCUGGCCAACCUAAAGCCAGUGACCCCCGUGACACCUGUGCCUGCGUGGAAUGUCAUUCCCAGCCGGAAAGGAGGCAGCUACCAGAAAAUGUCUGGGGGCUACAUCUCUGAGAUGGGUUUGUAUGAGAUGGAUCUGAAGUCCCGGAAAAGGCUGUUCAAGAAGGUUCGUGGGAAGGAGGUCUACAUGACGGUGGCCUACACCCGAGGGCAGCCCGCCCUCCCUCCCAGACUCCAGCACAACAUUCCUUCGGGACGCGCUCCUCCGAUGCACUGCCUGCAGGGCACUGGCACCAUCGCCUCCUUCGAGCCCUUCCGGACUCAGCACCCCCCUCCACGUCAUGGCCAGGGGUUUGGCAUCCCCAGGGGGUCGACUCGAUUUAUUAACCGGCAAAAUAUAGUGGGCCCUGAGGUUGCCUUCUAUUCUAGCCCAGCAAAGAGGUGUUACCAGAGCUAUGACAACUUUUCCUACAGAUCCCGCUCCUACAGCCGAAGUCGCCGGCAGAUGCACUGUGUGAAUAAAGAGUGCCAAUACGCCUAUGUCCCAGAGAAUGGAGAGGAUCCCAGGGGCUUGGAAGAAACUAUCACCUUUUAUGAAAUAGAAGAAGGAGAUGAGACCGCUCUGCCUAGUCAAGGCAGUCAGACUCCAAUGGUCCCGGGGCCGACAGGAUUUUGGGUAGCGAGACGGGGCCCUGGUCCCAUUCCUCCUGGCAAACAGACUUUGAAUUCCUCAGAGGAAGAAGUAGAUGAGCCAAGUGACAAUGGGGAAUACCAUGAAGAAUAUAUGUACAGUCCUUCAGACCCAGACUAUGAGACUUCGGCUGUCUAUGGCACAGUGGAAUCUACAGCCAACCUGUCUCUGCAGGAGGGAGGGCAGUGCACCAUGUUGCCCCAAGAUGGUGUGGCUUCAUACAGCUACUCCCAGAAGGUGAUGGUGAACUCUGCGGUCAUCUCGACCUCUUCCUGUGCUAGUCCUGUCGCAGCUGCAGUCUUAAACUCCUCAUCAGCCCCCCAAGCUAGCGUCACCUCAUCUGUGGCACCGCAGUCUGUGAUACAGCCUGUCCCUUUGUCGCCAACCCCCGUGGGGAGGUCGGUGUUGGCUCCGUCGACAUCCUUCUACCACCCGGCUCCGGCUGCUGCUCUUGCUUCCCCGCCCGCUCUGGCUGAGGUGGGAGAUGCUGGGAGCCUCCCGCUCCCACCUCCGCCCUACUCCUGUGACCCCAGUGGCAGUGACCUUCCCCGAGAUACAAAGGUUUUGCAGUACUAUUUUAAUCUGGGAUUGCAGUGUUACCAUCAGAACUACUGGCACUCAGUGGUGUACGUGCCCCAGAUGCAUCAGCCGUCGCCUGUAGAGUCCUAUCCAGCCUACGCGGACCCUGGUCCGAUGGUUGACCAGACGGCUGCCCAGCUGUAUAGCGAUGGGGGGAGUGCCGACGGACAACAAGGACCCCUGGAAACAGCAGCCAGUGGUGCCUUUGCCCACAGUGACCCCGCGCCCACCGCCGCCGUGUACUACCCGGUGGUGACGGACCCCUACGGACAGCCGCCCUUGCCGGGCUUCGACUCGUGCGUCUCGGUGAUGCCGGCGUACCACUACGUGGCCCCUUGGGCCCCGGCAGGCCCCCCGUUCGGCUCCCCCCGGGUGCACGGGGCCCUGGCUCCCACCCCUACGCAUCCUUCCGGCUACGUCACGGCUCCGCCGCACUACCUCCCGUAGGGGCCGCGUCGGGCUGGGUUUGUGCGGGGGUGACCCCCUCUGAUGGCUUUCCUUUUGCGGUGAACAGGCAUCCCAGGUUUUUCCCCGUCCUUGUAAAUAAGGAAACUCCAUUCAGUGUGUUUUAAGUGAACGUUCACCACGCUGGAUACGCACCUUCCAGUUUAGAGACGCUUAAGGGGGAUGGAAGGUUUGCCGACCCUCGAGUCGGCGGGGCGGUGUCAUCUGCCUAACACGCGUUGGGGGUGGAAGGUGGGACAGGCCCUAAUCAUCAAGUGCCUGUUUCGGGCUAGUGUGUUGCUGGGUCGAACCGGAAUCCGUUGGUUGUUUUCCUUCAAAACCAGGUGGGGCCCGGGGAUUCUCUCCCUCACCGGGCUCCCCUCUUUUGUGUGCUGUUGAAGCUUGAGAGGCCUCCACCUUCUCAGGACGGCUCCCCAGACCAUCCUCUGGGCACCCGUUCCUAAGGAGCCGCUCGACCCCUGGGUUAAAUUUGUGUGGUAUCGACCAUGGAAGGCAGGAGGUGGUCCGCUCGUAUGCUGUGUUGUACUGUACGCUUUUGGUUGGCUGCAUCCGGCUAAUGCCGUUGUCUCUCUGCACAGUAGACCUGGUAUUUGUUGCACAGAGAGCACUAAAUAAAG